Actinia tenebrosa (Australian red waratah sea anemone) is the source of this 2081-nucleotide messenger RNA. RefSeq names its product EP300-interacting inhibitor of differentiation 3. Gene Ontology annotation, cellular component: nucleus; Smc5-Smc6 complex. NCBI's taxonomy places the organism in Eukaryota, Metazoa, Cnidaria, Anthozoa, Actiniaria, Actiniidae. Gene Ontology annotation, biological process: DNA repair. The record is from RefSeq and is a predicted model, not a curated record.
CUGUAGCGCGGGAAGCAUUUGGGUGCGAAAAGUUUUCAUCUUCAAAACUUCGCUGAUUUUACUCGCCAAAAGCAUAACACUUAACUUUUAAUCGUUUCUUGGGAUCAUGGGAGACGAUGUCAACGAAGAACCUGAACAUUUUAACCCUCACGAAGAUCGAGAGAAGCGAAAACAAGUUCGAUAUGAGUACCGCGAGCUGAUCUCCGAAACAGAAAAAAAUAGCCUGGAAUUUAUUAAGCCAGAGUCUAAAGGUUUACACAAGGCUCUUGACAGGGCUGAAGAACUAUUUGAUGAAGUCAAACAAACGAGAGAAGCAGUUUUGGAUUCCCAUUUCCUGGUUUUGGCAUCAAAGCUUGGCAGACAGCAGGCACAGAAAUUACAGACCCAUCUUGUAAAAUUUGAUCCAGAUGUUUUUGCAGAAAAAUUGAUAACGUUCAUGGGUGGAAGAAGUUUAACCCAAGUAGCAAAUCAAGAUGAUGACGAAGAGGAGGAUGAUGAUGCAGUUGGCACUUCAAGACCCAAUAAAAGAAGACUCUUACAGCUUGAUUGGAACAGACUUGGCAAAAAAGCUGCUCCGUACUUAAAAAGAACUCCAUCUUUGACAUUCAUGUUUGGUCCUCUUGCAAUUGGACCUCCAGUGAGAAAGACAAGGGCUCCCUCUGCCAAUAAACCCAAGGAUAAACCAAAUGCUGCCGAAAAGGUUACUCCAAAACAGCUUGACAAGGUUGAAAGCCAAGAAGAAGCCACAACUGGUGAAGUAUCAAGAGUGUACAAGUGCUUGGCUAAGGCUACUGCACCUCGCGGUCCAGAUGAAGAAUUUCAGCCAGUUGGUUUAUUUGAAUUUAUUGUCAACCCAGAAUCGUUCUCUCAAACUAUAGAAAAUAUGUUCCACUUAUCAUUUUUAAUUAAGGAUGGACGAGCAAAAAUAGAUAUUGACGAAGACACAGGUUUACCUUAUGUUGAACCAUUUGAACCUUACAAUGAAGGACAAUGCAAGGAAACUGUCUUGAGAAAACAAGUUAUUACACAUUUAAGUUUACCUGAAUUUAAGGAAAUAGUACAAGUAUUUAAWAUCAAGAAAUCAAUGAUUCCAACUCGUGCAGCAAUGACUGAURGUCAAUCAGGAUUAACUAAUGGUUUCCAUGGUGAUCAAUAAUUUGUAAUUGAACUUUAUUCAAUCUGACAAGGCUGUCACCUAAUCGCCGAAAACAUAAUUUUAUAAAUGAACUUUUUACAGUACCAAGACCAAUUUYGACUUGCCACUGUUUUCAUUGCUACACUCUUAACGAGACAACAGUUGUGACAAAAUAGGGCAAUACACUGCCGUCAGUCAAUGCAUGUAAGGAUACCAAACCAUUUAUUUGAUUGAUAGUAGUUUGUUGCUUGAUUUCCAUGUCACAACUGUUGUCUAAACAGCGUGUAGCAAUGAAAAGAGUAAUCAUGCAGAUGAGGCUGAUAGUAAAACCAAAAAGAAAACUCACUUUCUCGUUUUGAGUUCUAUUUGUACAGAGUUCUCCAUCUGAUUUAUAGUUCCAUAACAUUUCCAAUCAAAUGCAGUUGUUACUACUUCAUGUGCGUUUAGGAACGCUUUAAGUGGAUCUUUGUUUGCAUUUCUGCAUUGUUUUAUGGUACCAUUCCAAGGCCUCCAUAAAGUAGUAACUCAAUGAAGAUUACUUCCUUCAUGUCUCAAUUUACACAAAAUGGCUUUAUCUAUCAGCUGCCAUCACAGAUCGUAACUCAAUAAACAAAAGCAUUGGUUCAGUUCAAAGAUUCUAAAAAGCCUGUUGAACAGAUUUUUAAACCAAACACAAACAGGAAAUAUAGUUUCCUAGAAUGAAUGUGGAUAUAUUCAAUAUGGGUUCCCUGUGCUUCCAUGAGACCACAGGAACCCCAAACACCAUUGUUAUAGUUGAAUUAUUUGAGUAAAAAAAUAUCAAUUCACCAAAUUUGAAUGUUUAUGYAACCUAUCAUUGAAUGCAAAAUUAAUGAAUUGUUACAGUCGUUAUUAGCUCUUUAAAAUAGUUAAAAACAUAUAAUUAUAUUACAAGAAUAAAUAUUUUUAACUGCAUUGCUGAUACAAA